AUGAAUAAAUUAACUAUUGAAUCCCAACAAACAAGAUCAGCUUUGAAAGUUUAACAACACAUAUUUAUUGACCAAUUAGAGAUUAAAUCAUGUCGAAUAUGUCUUGAAACUGAAUAAGAUAACGAUAAACCCAUUAUACAUCCUUGUAAAUGUAAAGGUUCUCUUGGAUAAGUACAUGAAGAGGUAAGACUAUAUAUUUGAAUUGAGUGUCUUAAAACCUGGAUAGUUACAUAAAAUAAAUAAUUGUUUACUUAGUGUGAAAUUUGCAAGAUCGAAUAUCAAAUUGAAUUUACCUCACGUAAAGUGUGUAUUCCUGUAUCAAUUUGAUUGUAUUUAGAGAGAAAAGCAUGUAAAUCAAAUUUAGAAAAUAUGAUUGCUCUAAUUUGUCUUCUCUUCAUUUUUCUUGGCUUUACUGCUCUAUAAGCCUUUCUGGUAGUAUAAAUGUAAUCUAUAUUUAUAAUAUUAGUGUCAAUAUUUUUGAUGGCAACGAUAGUAAUAAUCAAUAAUCUAGUUUUUUGAAUAGUCCUAUUACUAUGAUUGGUAUUGAUUAAUAAAUAUCUUAAUUUAGGAUUUGCUGUCAUAGUAUUUUUAUUUUUAGUGCCUAUUUUUAUGUGCCUUCUCUAUGUUUUAAAAAAAAUGCUUUUUAUAACUAAAAUAAAAUCUUGGCAUGUCUUAGAUAGAGUACAAACACCUUCUGCUGAUAUAUAGGAAUAGAUACCUUAAUAAACUUUAUCAAGAAAUGCUUCACAAUUAUUAUAAUAAUUACCAAAAUUAAAUUAAACUACUUCAAUUCUCAUAUAAGGAAAUGGUUAGGAUUACGAGCAUGUUUAAUUUAUUUGA
Molecule: messenger RNA, 840 nt
Organism: Paramecium pentaurelia
Lineage: Eukaryota; Ciliophora; Oligohymenophorea; Peniculida; Parameciidae
Source: the annotation of a GenBank genome assembly